Messenger RNA from Stylophora pistillata, 2604 nucleotides. Its product is annotated as gamma-tubulin complex component 3 homolog. The record is from RefSeq and is a predicted model, not a curated record. Gene Ontology annotation, biological process: microtubule nucleation; cytoplasmic microtubule organization; spindle assembly. Lineage: Eukaryota; Metazoa; Cnidaria; Anthozoa; Scleractinia; Pocilloporidae. Gene Ontology annotation, molecular function: microtubule minus-end binding; gamma-tubulin binding. Gene Ontology annotation, cellular component: gamma-tubulin complex; microtubule organizing center; spindle pole.
GUUUUCAAGAUGGCUGACAAACCUCUUUGAAAGAGCUAUAUUUUGGCUCAGCUUUGUUUUGAAAUGGUAGAAUCAUCCAUCGACAAUCCUAAGUCCCCAGCAGCUCUUCUACACAAGCUAUGCUGUCGGCUUCUAAGAAACGACAGUGAUUCAAAAGCCAAUUCAGCUGAGGUUUCCGAGCACUUUCAAUACGCUCUUAGAGUUGUAGGAAGCCGUUUUUCCCCAAGCAUAGCCACUGAUGAGUUUCGUGUUGUGGAAAGGAUAAAAAGAAAAUUGCUUAAAGAGAAAAGAGAAGUAGAUAUUGCUAUUUUCUCAGAGUUAUACCGCAAACUUGCUUCUCAGCCUGUUCUUCAAAACAGAUGGGCCAUCCUUUACUUUUUACUGAGUGUCAGUGAAAAUUCCUCAACCGAUCAGUCACACGGCCAGUCAGUAGGAGCACCAUCCUUCUUUGGUCAAGGGCUUCCAACCUACCUGACUUCCACCCCUGCUGUGUCUUCACAUGCACCACUUGCUGCUUCCAGACGUACCCCUGGUGUUUUGUCCUUGACUCAUGCCACUGACAGCAGCAGCGGCAUCAGUAGUGUUCCAUCAAGGUCGUCUGAUCCUACCCCUACACCAUCAUCAUUUGCUCCUAACCUUGGACCAACUCCCUCAGUGCAUUUUGCAGAUGGCCAAAGAACACAUCAGGAUAGUGAUGGUUCUCGCUUGGCAAGCCUUGUGGUACAGUCCCUCAGUGUGACACAGAAUAAGGUGUCCAUCACUGGACAGCCAGGUUUUACACCUGGAACUGGUAGUGUAGUGCGAUUCAUGAGUUAUGGAAAUGAUACCCACAAUAGUAAGUUCUAUUCUUUUUCAGUAUUGAAUCAAUGUCAAUACAACAAAUGUACGCUGUGGUGUUUACCAUUGAUUAAUUUUUUUUGUUCCCAGGUUGCACGUCCAAUCCGUCUUAUUCUUGACAGGUGGAUUUAUGAGGGUGAACUAGAUGACUUGUAUAAUGAAUUCUUUGUUGCUGUGGACUACGACACUAAAGAUGAUCGUUUGUGGUAUGAAAAGUACAGUAUUAGAAAGCCAAUGUUGCCCUCAUUCAUUUCAAUGGAACUUGGCACAAAGAUUUUAAACAUUGGAAAGUCUAUCAACUUCAUCCGAUGUGUUUGUCAAGAUCGGAGCCCAAUUAGUGGAGAAGAUGAAAAAGCGCUAGAGUACAGCAGGUCACAAGAAGCAUCAGCUACAGCCCAGCUAACAGCUGAUGAAGAGUUUGGAGGAACAGCCCUUGAAGAAACAGUAGAUACAGCUUACAGGGUAACAAGCAAAAGACUGUUGGAGAUUUUCUUUUCCAAGUACAAGUUCCUCGAUCAUUUAAGGGCCCUUCGACUUUAUCUUCUUCUGGGACAAGGAGACUUUAUCAGGCAUCUUAUGGAUCUUCUUGAGUCUGACUUAGCCAAGGCAGCCAGCACACUGUACAUGCACAAUUUGACAGGCGUGCUGGAGACAGCCAUCAGAGCUACCAAUGCGCAGUAUGCAGACCCUGAGAUCAUUGAACGACUAGACUGUCGACUGCUUGAGGUUUUCACACCAGAAUGUAUGAUCCACUAUCUGAGGAUCUUGAAUUUUCUGUGGAGAGCAAAGAGAAUGGAAUACUGUUUGACUGAAAUGUGGAAACAACAGAUGACAAAUCGCAGGAUGUUAAAAUCUUUACCAGAAGUAUCCCCCAUUCUUCACAUGUGCCACAUGAUGGGGACAGAGAUGAUUCAUUUUAUUCAUCAGAUGCAGUACUACAUCACAUUUGAGGUAUUGGAAUGUUGCUGGGCAGACCUGAAGAAACAGGUUGCAGAAGCCAGUGAUUUGGAUCAUAUUAUUGCCGCACAUGAAACAUUCCUGGACCAGGUUCUCAACCGCUGCCUUUUGGACACCGAGUCAAGACCGAUGCUGACCCAACUGCGGACCAUCUUUGAUCUAAUCAUCCAGUUUCAGAAUGCACAAGAAUCUUUCUUUUCUGCUGCAACCACUGAACUACAGUCUCGGCAGAGAUUAGAAAAAGCUGUUGAACUUCGAACGGACGAGGGUGACUGGGGUUUGACGGAGUGGGACGAAGAAGAGGAGAGGAAGCGGUCUGUGAAGUUUAUAGAUAAUGUUAUUCCAGAUACUCGAGCUCAACUAAAAGUGGUGUCCAAGUCCUACCAGGAUAUGGUUCAACAGUUUCUUAUGAUGCUGACCAGUCAUCAAGAUGUCAGCUUGAGGUUCCUCAGCUUCAGACUGGACUUCAACGAACAUUACAAGAAAAGGGAACCCAAAUUACGAAGUCCUCUUACGCACAGAUAUAGUAAACGUGUUAAGACCCCGGUACCCUAGAACGUUCUCUGCCUCUAUUACGCUCUCAGAGCCUUCGUUACCUCUGUCCAGCGGAAAGGGAGCAGGGGACUCUGAUUUGCUGAUAAAUCAAACAAAAACAAGGAUGUGAAAAGAACGAGUUUCUGGGCAAACUAAAAAUAAUGUCUUUGACCCGAGUCUUGCGGUGACAAGGAAAACCAAGGGGAUUGUGUCAGGGAGCGAGAUUACCUUUACAUUAAAUUUUCCCGACCCUCAAGUUUUUUAGUGCAGUUUUGC